Molecule: messenger RNA, 2029 nt
Organism: Botrytis cinerea B05.10
Lineage: Eukaryota; Fungi; Ascomycota; Leotiomycetes; Helotiales; Sclerotiniaceae
Exons: 2
Coding region: 180-1664 (494 amino acids)
Source: RefSeq, a predicted model, not a curated record
GAAUAAAUAUACUGCAAUACUGCAAUACAGACCUUUGGACAAGGGAAUUCAGACUUGCAAAUUCACUCCAUUCUAUCGUACGCCUCUUACUCUCAAGAUUUCAUGAAGCUAGUGCACGUGACACUCUUUAGAAAUUGCCUUCGUCUGUAAGCACCUUUCUCACAGAAGAUCUUACCACCAUGGCUACAUUUAAUGGUAAUACUAUCGCCGAAAGUAUGGCCGCUAUGAAGUUAUCGGAUCCUGAGCCCAACUCGGAGAGAUCAGUGAAAGAUUUACUUCAGAAAUCUCAAGAUCUGAUGGCGGAACUCGAACAAUUCAAGGCUCUUCUGAAAGAGCGAAGGCAGGACAAGACAGUUGAACUGAGACACUUCUCAACGAAUCUCCAAUCUGAGAUCAAAUCUUUAACAAAACUUGCAAACUUAGACCCGGAAGAUGAAAAGGUGGCCCAUACAGUUAGCUCUUCGAACUUUCCAUUCUAUUCCGCUGUUUGGAAUACAGCAAAGGGUUGUAAAGGUAUUACAGCUUUGAGAAAACGUUUCUUUUGGACCACUGGUCAAAAUUUGCUCAAAUCUAAACGGGGUGAUCUCUCGGCGCAGAGGAAUAUCAAAAGUGUGGAAGUCGAUGUUGUGGCUGGAGAAGAUCUUGAAUGGGUCAAAGUCAAUACAAUUACUGCUCGGAGGAUGAUAUUUGAUCUAGCCAAGGCCGGCUGGGCCGAAGACGAUUCAACUGAUGAUGAGGGUGAAGAUUUUGCUCGAUUAGACUCAGACGAUGAGUCAGAAGGCCUUUUAAAGCAGGCCAAGUUGCUCGUAGAAGCUUCUAAGUUGGCCAGAACCAAAUACCGGUAUCCAUCAGUCCGUAUGGUACUUCCUAGACUCACAAGAGACUGUCCCAAACAAGUGGCAAGUGUUUUACAAGGUAUUCGGGCAUUGGGAGUUACUGUGCAGCUAUUUGAAGAUAUCCCUAGAAGCCUUGAGAUAUCGACAGUACUCCAGCGUAUGGUAGUAGACCCAUUUGAGAAAUUCUCCGAAACCCUCAACGUUGAUUGUACAAUGAUCUUCGCAUUUAUUAGUGAUCUUUCACAUGGCCAAGUUGAAUCAAAAGACUGGCAUCACCGGUUUUUGAUUAAGCAAAUGGAAAUGGAAAGCGAAGACAAGCUCUUACCUAGUAUUGUUUGGCCCGCAUGCGGUGCCAGAAAGCUCAUAUGUACUCGUGAGGCAGUCGCAAGAGCCCAAGAGAUCAUAGAUACAAUUGGAACAGACACCGAAAGGAAAAGAAUGGAAUUGAUUUUUGGAUUCAAUCAUGAGUCGACAAGAGAUCAGCUAGCAGAGGAAUUUCAAAAGCUUUCCGAGUACAGCAUUCCUUUGGAAUGGCAAUUACCAAUUGCCAUAGUUGAUGUGGAUGUAUCCAAUAUCAAGUCCGAGCUUCCUGAUGUCGUUAAUAACGUCUCAAAAGUUCUGACUGGUGUCAAUCAGUCCGUAUUUUUGUACGGUUGGGCGUCUGGAUUGACAACAAUUAGCAGCAAUCGUGUUGUUGCUAAAGAAAUCGAGGCUACGAUUGAAGCAAACAGAGGUUCUAUGGACGUUCAGGGGCCAUACAUCUGGCUGUCUCCAAUGGCACGAUCUCUUGUGGGAAAAGAAAAACAGCGGCGGGGAGUCAAAGAAUAAUUUAAUCAUAGAUUCGGGUAUUUAACUCGUACUUAUUAAUUGAAAUCUAGUUCCUGAAUUUUGCAUUUAUGAGUCAGCGCUAGAAGCAAGAAAGUGUGCAGUGAUUGCAUAAUGAUCGGCUUUUCUUCCACAAUUUUACCUGUUUGUUGCACUUAUUGUCUUCAGUCGCCCUAGAGAACAACGAAAUCCAGUCUUUCAAUUUUCUUCGAGCUGUGCCCUUGGCGCGGUAGUUAAAAUGGCAAGUGCAGUUGAAAUCAUUCGCUCAGGAGAUAACCGUUUCGGAUUUCCAACGACUUCCGGGGAGCUAAGCGAAGAACAUCAUUCUUAAAUACCAAGGCGAUAAUUACAAUCAUUUUCCGAGAUCA